AUACUUGAAGCUUGCGGAUUGCCAGAACAGCCCCCUUUCCUCAUUUCAUCUCGCGCAACCCUUUUGAACAAUUUUACAAGGUUUCGAAAAGGAACCCCAAACCACCAAUUCCUUGUGCUCAAACCACUAUAAUGGCAGCAUCGCAUCGAGUUCUCCUUACGGGAGCAAACGGCUUCAUUGCGCAGCAUGUUCUGUCGCAACUUCUCGAAGCGGGGUUCUCGGUACGCGCCAUCGCUCGUUCAGAGUCCAAGAUUGACGUCCUCAAAAAGAGCUUCAGCAAAUAUGUGAGCACGCCGCAACUAGACUUUGGUGUCGUACCCGAUAUCACUGUUCCUGGCGCCUUCGACGGCGUCUUGGUAUCUAACCCUCCGUUCGACAUCGUCGUCCAUACGGCCUCCCCUUUCUUCAUCCGGGCGGUCAAAAGCACAGACUUUUUAGACCCAGCCAUUAAAGGCACAACAGAAAUUCUGUCGGGCAUAACUCGCGUGGCACCAAGCGUUAAGCGCGUCGUCGUCACAUCAUCGUUCGCUGCUAUUGGAGAUAUGGCUGCAAACCCAAUCGCGAACCCUCCAAGAAUCUAUACGAGAGAUGAUUGGAACCCUACGACGCUUGAACAAGCAUUAGCAACGGAUAACCCGAAUAUAACGUACCCGGCUAGUAAAGCACUUGCGGAGAAGGCGGCGUGGGAUUUUGUAAAAGAGGGCAAAGGCAACUUUGAGUUGGUGACGUUAAACCCGCCCGGCGUCUACGGGCCACUCUUCGACGCCUCCCAGAUUGCGAAGCCAGAAGACCUCAACGCAAGCACAAGCCUAAUUUAUCAGUCUCUUCUGCGGCCUGGCUUGAAGUCGACUGAUCCUGUUCCUACUACAUUUAUAUAUCUUUGGGUUGACGUACGCGACCUUGCACAAGCUCACGUACUGGCUGCCACCAAACCAGAGGCUGCAAACAAGCGAUGGUUUAUCGUUGCAGGUGAUUUAAGUUAUCAGGAAAUGGCCAACUAUCUGCGCGAGGCGUUGCCAGAGAAGAGAGACGUGAUACCCGUGGGCGAGCCGGAGAAGACGCAAAAACCAGAGGGAUUCUACGGAGCAAGCGCCCCUGAAACCGAACAGGUACUUGGUGUAAAGUAUAGGUCGGCUGCAGAGUCCAUCAAGGAUCUGGCGCCGCAGUUAGUUGAGAUCGAGAAGAGAGCGGCAGCUUCAUCCUCGUGAGUCAAGAUGUCAAGGUGUCAAGGUGUCAAGGUGCCGAGGUGUGAAGAUGGGAUAGAUUAGGUCGGUUGUUGUUUUUAUUGAAAUGGAAAGCCCAGCUCUUUAUCGAUAGUUGAAGGAGGGAAUGCAUAAUCAAUUCCACUUACCUUAUGUACCUAACAUUAGAUAGUAUAAAAUGUACUGUGUCGUGUUGCACAAACA
Messenger RNA from Daldinia decipiens, 1406 nucleotides. RefSeq names its product putative NADPH-dependent methylglyoxal reductase GRE2. Lineage: Eukaryota; Fungi; Ascomycota; Sordariomycetes; Xylariales; Hypoxylaceae. Gene Ontology annotation, molecular function: oxidoreductase activity, acting on the CH-OH group of donors, NAD or NADP as acceptor. The coding region runs from base 132 to 1208 and encodes 358 amino acids. The record is from RefSeq and is a predicted model, not a curated record. The transcript has a single exon.